AUGGGGCUCGAGCAAGACGGCAUUCCAGACACGGGCAUAGACGCAGAAGCGCCAAUUGCCACGCACCCGACACUUAACAAUGUCGACUUUGGCCUUCAAAUUGGCUUCGAGGAGAUCCUCGCCGAUGUGGACCCUGACAUCUCGCUCGAUUACCUGAAAAAGGCCGAAGCCCACGCGGGCAAGCCGCCGCCGACGCGCGUGCCACGAGAGACGCUGGUGAGCACGCACAACCGCUACGUGGAGCAGCAGCAGGCUCCUGAGCAGCAGAACGCCCCGCGAAUUGUGAAGAAGGUUGUCCUUGCGCUCUCUUACCCGCCUUGUGUAAAAUCUGUCGUAGAAUUGUCGCCGAUGCACCUGGACGACCUCUUGGUUGAGAAUCACCACGAGGACAAGUAUCUUGUUCUCAGAACAAUCUGCCCACCACACAAAGGAGCCGGUACUAUCACAAUCGUCGAAGAUGAGAAUGGCAAUACCGACAAGUUGGCGCUGUACAACCAGGGUAGCUCGACCAUCCUGCAGGCUGUUCCGGAAGGGUCUGUGAUCCUUCUCAAAGAACCGUACUACAAGUUCAACGGCGAUGAUGACUUUAUGCUUUGCGUUGAUCACCCUUCAGAUGUAGUUUUACUUCGACAUGGCCCCGACAACUCACUUAUCCCGGGCAGCUUCAGGCAAGCUCCCGGAUCCCAGGUAGCAUCGGAAUGGCGAGAUGCGGGGGAUGUGGCAUUCAUAUCAAAGAACCUGCCGUUGGCUGUAGUCAACUAUACAAGGGCCCUGGAGCUUGCAGUAAUGGACGACAAGGUCUUCAGAGCUGACUUGCUAUUAAAACGUGCGGGCAUCCAAUUAGCAACCAAGCUCCUGGACAGUGCAAUCGCCGAUGCUCUCGCAUCAAGGAGUGGCGGACCGACCGACUGGAAAGCCUACUUCAUCGCCGCCAAAGCCGCGUAUGAACUCAGAAAUUUCCAGAUCAGCAAGCAGUACUUUGACUCAGCUCUGGAACUGAAGCCUGGAGAAGCCAACGUCCAAAAAGACUAUGAGCGCUGCCUGUCAAGACUCCAAGAGGAAAGGGGAGACUACGAUCUCGCUACCAUGACGCUGGACGUGUCCGCCAAGAACAUCCACAUCGACAGGGCGAGCUUCCUCUCAAGGACCGAAGUCAGAGACUCGCCCCAUCAUGGCCGCGGCCUUUUUGCAACGGAGGACAUCAGGGCGGGCGAGAUGGUCUUCGCCGAGAGGGCUGCCAGCGUGCCCAACGAGUUCAACCCGAACCACAACGCCGCCGCCGCCUACGCCCAGCUCAUCGAGCUGUGCGCGGACAAUCCGACCGUCCACAAGAGGGUUCUCGACCUAUACGGCGGGACGUACAGACGCUCGGGACACGAGGGAACCAUCGUCGACGGCAAACCCGUCGUCGACGUCUUCCUUCUGGAGUCCAUCCGCCGCAAGAACUGCUUCAGCGGCGACCUGGUCACGGCGCAGGCCGCAAAGCCGGGCUGGGACAUUUGGAAGCAGGGCAUGUCCCGCGGGCUGUGGGUGCACGCCGCCUACGCCAACCACGCUUGUCUUCCCAACACCAACAGGUCCUUCAUCGGCGACAUGCUCAUCGCCACGGCCACGGUCGACAUCCCCGCCGGCACGGAGAUCACGCACAUCUACCUCCCGCCCAAGGCUGCAUACCUGCUCCGCAUGUCGCAGUUCCGGCACAGCUGGGGGUUCGUGUGCAGCUGCGCGCUCUGCGAGGGCGAGGGCCGGUCACCUACCGAGCAGCACAAGAAGCGCAACGCGGCGCUGGCCGAGUUCGAAGCGAUGGUCAGGCAGAAGCCGCCGGCGCGCUUUCAACCAGACGCUACGAUCCGCCAGGUCGAGAGGCUGGCCAACAGACUCUCGGCGCUGCACGAGGCCGAAGUCUACGACGGCCCAGGCCUCCCGCGGCUGAUGCUCGUCUGGCCGACCAUGUGGCUUGUCGAGGCCUCGCACUCCCGGAAGCAGUGGGGUAAGGUCGUCCGGUGGGCGAACGAGGUCUUCCGCAACUUUGGCUUUGCGGAGCCGGUGCGGGAGGGCCGUCUGUGGGUAUACAAGGACACGCGGGCGGUCACGACGUUCGAGGUCGUCAAGGCGCUGAAGCUCUCGGCCGAGGCGUAUGCUGCGUUGGGAAGAGAGGUGUUGGCGCGGGAUUGCCUGGACGCAGCGAGGGUUGGGCUGAAGACCAUGGUUGGACAUGUGAGUGACGAGACGUUCAAGGCGUUCCGAUAA
This is a messenger RNA of Colletotrichum graminicola M1.001, 2250 nucleotides long. Its product is annotated as TPR domain-containing protein. The record is from RefSeq and is a predicted model, not a curated record. Gene Ontology annotation, molecular function: protein binding. NCBI's taxonomy places the organism in Eukaryota, Fungi, Ascomycota, Sordariomycetes, Glomerellales, Glomerellaceae. The coding region runs from base 1 to 2250 and encodes 749 amino acids. The transcript is spliced from 3 exons.